ACGUUUUUCUGCUGGUGUGAGACUCGUCCCUGCGUCUGUCUCCACUGGUGAGGAGCCCUGAUGUCCAGAGACGUCACUGGUGCGUGAAGCUCCAUCUCCAGAACGCACCAGGAAGACAUCACUCAACCUUAUGUGAGCAUCAACUUUUUAUUGGACUCAGUCAUUUUGUGGAAUCUCGUCUCUUUGCUGUUGGGGACAGACAGGAGGUGGACAGGAAGAGGAGAAGGACAAAUCCACUGUGUGAAUAUUAAUGUGAACAGAUGAAAGAACCCUGAGGAGAUGUUUUAGAAAUCUGUGAAUAUAAAAUCCAGCCUGAGAGAAGAGAGGAGCGUAGACUCAGACACUCACAGGGUUUUUUAAUGAUGUCAGAAAGUGAAGCAUCAGUGGAACAUCAUAAACCAGUUUGAGUUCCCUGGACCUGCGACUGGAAGCUGUGGCUCUCACACUGUGAAUCUGAGUGUUUACUGGUCACAGGCUGAGCUCUUGAUGGAUCUGAAUGAAUCUGAAUUAAGCUCCGGGAGCAGUGACACACCCUGUGUGACGACAUGAAGGGAAACACUCAAAUGUUUCUCUGAAAACCUGACUCAUAUUUCUUCUGCGGACUUUGCCUCAGAACAGAUUCUCAGUUGGACCAGGUUCCAUGUAACUGUCUCUCCAGCAUGGAGAACGUGUCCGUCCCCGACGGGUCCCUGCCGGUCUGCAACUCCUCUGUGGACUUCUACUCUCUCAGCUCAGGAAACCGCUCGGACCUGAACUGCACCCUCCCCUCUGAGUUCUAUCUGUACGCGGACCUCUACAUCCUCAUCCCCAUCAUCUACUCGGUGAUCUGUGCCGUGGGACUCACGGGCAACACGGCUGUCAUCUACGUGAUCCUCAAAGCUCCACGGAUGAAAACUGUCACCAACAUGUUCAUCCUGAACUUGGCCAUCGCGGACGACUUGUUCACGUUGGUUCUGCCGAUCAACAUCGCCGAGCACCUGCUGCACCACUGGCCUUUCGGGGAGGUUCUGUGCAAAGUCAUCCUCAGCAUCGAUCAUUACAACAUCUUCUCCAGUAUCUCGUUUCUGACGGUGAUGAGCAUCGAUCGCUACCUGGUGGUCCUGGCGACAGUGAGGUCCAAGCGAAUGCCUUACCGCACCUACCGAGCAGCCAAGAUCAUCUCGUUGUGCGUCUGGAUCCUGGUCAUCCUCGUGGUGAUGCCCUUCACCGUGUUCGCCGGCGUCUACGUGAACCCACACGACGAGAGGGAGAGCUGCGUGCUCAGCUUCCCCAGCCCCGAGAGGCUGUGGUUCAAAGCCAGCCGGAUCUACACCCUCAUCCUGGGCUUUGCCAUCCCGGUGUCUACCAUCUGCAUCUUAUACACCAUGAUGCUCUACAAGCUGAGGAACAUGCGCCUCAACAGCAAUGCCAAGGCACUGGACAAGGCCAAGAAGAAAGUGACCAUCAUGGUGUUCAUAGUUUUGGCCGUCUGCUUGUUCUGCUGGACCCCGUUCCACCUCAGCACCAUCGUGGCCCUGACCACGGACCUGACCACCACGCCCCUGCUGAUCGGAAUCUCUUACUUCAUCACCAGCCUGAGCUACGCCAACUCCUGCCUCAACCCGUUCCUCUACGCCUUCCUGGACGACAGCUUCCGGAAAGCCUUCAAGAAGAUGUUGGAGUGUAAACCGGCCUGAAGGUUGAAGCUGUGGACGAGCUGAGCGAGUGAGGACAGACUGAAAGACUGAAGCUCAGAUAUGAGGCCCCUGGGACUGUCUGCACAUGAUGUCAGCGUCCAGCUCGAACAUUAAAACUAAAUAUAAUGCACAUGACAUUCCACAUGUGAGACUAUAAAUGCUUUUAUUGCACAGGACAGAAACACAGCAGAACAUUGCUGAGUCCAGUUUCGUGGCUGUUCUUGUGUCACACUUGAAUUUAAAUCCUCAUCAGUCCGACCCAGUGGAAGCUAAUUGAAAACCACUUGUGUGAGGCAGGAUGCUUUAUAGUCACAUCUGGAAUACGAAUUAGCCAUGUGCAGCUUUUUAUGUCCCUGAGAGAAGAGGACUUAUUGUGAGUUGACAGAAGAGCAACCGGAAGCAGAGCGAGUGACAAACAGUGAUGACCUUUAACUGAAGAACGGGGUAACCUUCAAUCUGAUCGUUUAACAGGUUAAAGCCACAUUUUAAAUGUCAGACUUUUUUCAUGAUGGUUAAAAAAAGAUCCAAUUACGAGGCAGUGAGGGGAGGAGGGUCGUGACCUUAACUGGACUCAGAGCAAACAUCUGUGAGGGCCGGACAUCUGCUGAGGUCGGCACUGACUGGCAAGCUGUCAAUCAAAUCCACAGUGUGAGAGACUGUGAAACAAUCUGCCCUGAAGGAAAAGUCUGAAUUCAUUUUGUUCAAAUCAAAUUCAACCCUAACCAAUGUAAAUAUAAAGACAUGAUUGUAAAAGUCUGUAAAUUAAGACAUUUGUGAAUAAUCUGUGACACGUUUCCUUCAGAACCCUGAGACCAGUCCUGUAGUCCCAUUUGAGCCGUCAGCUAGCUUGUGGCGCCCCCUGCUGAUGACAUGCCGUCAUUACCUGAAGAUAUACAGCCAGUUCAGCCACUGUGAUCUGUGCAUGUUAUUAUAAUCUUUUCAUUUUCUAUUCCCGGCGAUUCACUCACAGCUUUUUUAAGAAUAGCAACAAUCCAUUGAGAUUCACAUCAUAAGAUCACAGACUCACUAUAGUGAAGAGAGGAAUGAAAGAAAGGCUUCUCUGUGUAAAAUCAUAUACAGUAUAAAUAUAUAUAUAUAAAACAUGUGUGUGUGUGUAUGUCUAUAUAAAAAGUGUA
Molecule: messenger RNA, 2812 nt
Organism: Platichthys flesus (European flounder)
Lineage: Eukaryota; Metazoa; Chordata; Actinopteri; Pleuronectiformes; Pleuronectidae
Gene: npbwr2b
Product: neuropeptides B/W receptor 2b
Exons: 1
Coding region: 660-1676 (338 amino acids)
Biological process (GO): neuropeptide signaling pathway
Cellular component (GO): neuron projection; membrane
Molecular function (GO): neuropeptide binding; neuropeptide receptor activity
Source: RefSeq, a predicted model, not a curated record